UGCGUGACAUGACUGACUAGGGCGACACGGAUUCGACCAUUGGGAAUUCUCCGAAGCUCCAUUAUAGACUAUCGUGUCGAAAACGGCAGAACAUACCAUCGCUACAAGGAAGACAGUGAGUCGCAAACCCAUGCCCUCUGAUGUCCCGCCCUAAACAUCCCUCAGAAUACUUUUCGCCAAAUGACGAGCUGGAAGUCAACCGGCUAGACCUCCAGCACCACCUAUUCCUCCUCACAUUCGACAACAGGCUGGGAUUCGCGCCUCCGAAUAAUCCGGAGUGGAAGGGCGGCCGUGUGCUCGACGUUGGGACGGGUACCGGUAUUUGGUGUAUUGACUUUGGCGACGAGCACCCCAACGCGGAUGUCCUCGGUUUUGAUCUAUCGGCCACGCAACCAGAGUUCGUCCCGCCCAACGUUCAAUCCGAAGUAGACGACCUCGACAACGAGUGGAUCUACGCUCGGCAUUUCGACUACAUCCACAUCCGCGGCAUGUCGGGAAGCGUGCGCAACUGGACCGAACUCCUUAAGAAGUGCUACGACAACCUCAACCCCGGCGGCUACAUUGAGCUCCAAGAAGUAGAAGAGACAAUAGUUCGCGCAGACAGCUCGACAUCCACAAGCGACGCCUUUUCCCGAUCCCUCGCCUACGUCUCCUCGGCCCUCAAAGUCUUUGGGUGCCCCUUCAUCCCUCUCGACGACCUCACGACGCUCGUAAGGGACACGGGCUUCGUAGACAUCCAAGACCGCCGCUUCAUCUGGCCCCUCAAAAGCUGGCCCCGCGAUCCACACCUCAAAGAGCUCGGGUCCUGGACUCGCGAGAACCUCGCCUGCAAUACGGCCGGCAUGAUUAUGGCGCCCAUGACGCGGGUACACGGGUGGAGGGAGGAGGAGUUGCACGUCUUUGCCGCCGAGGUGCGAAGAGAUCUCGCUGAUCGUGGGAAUCACGCGUACUGGCCACUUCGUGCUAUUUGGGCUUGAAAGCCUGAGGCGUCCCAGUGACACAGCCCCCGCAACAUCCAUGCUUCGGUCAUUCCCAGACCGAAUCGACCCCCACGCGCCACAACCAUGAACAAUGCCAGUCACAUGCAAACGCCACGCACACUUCUUUCAACUCAUGUUCUCAUUCAAAGCCAUCAUUACACGACUACAUAGUUGAACAAAUACCAGGCGCCGCAUGAGGGUAUCCAAGCAAACCCCCC
Molecule: messenger RNA, 1198 nt
Organism: Colletotrichum phormii
Lineage: Eukaryota; Fungi; Ascomycota; Sordariomycetes; Glomerellales; Glomerellaceae
Product: S-adenosyl-L-methionine-dependent methyltransferase
Exons: 5
Coding region: 141-977 (278 amino acids)
Molecular function (GO): methyltransferase activity
Source: RefSeq, a predicted model, not a curated record